GUUUAUAUUUAUGGAAGAGCCUAACAUUUUUUACCAAAACAAGAGAAUUUUCAAGAUACCGACGUUAAACCUCUCAGAGAUUAACUCUGGAGUACCUGACAUUGUAUCCCAGAAAGAAUAUACUAGCUUGGAUAAAAAGAGCCCUACAUUUACUCCCCUUUAUGAUAACAGUGAUUCGUUAUUGCCAUAUUUAUCACCUUCUGGAGCUACAGUGAAGGCUAAAAAGAAGAUAUUACAAAAAGUGAUUAAGAGUAAUAUGAGAACUUUUAAGGAAAACAAACAGACAAAAGCAAGACCAAUCUCUAUCAUAAAUAUCAACUUGAACCAGAAUAUUUUUGAAGGAUCAAAGAAUCAAUCCGACUCUCAAAGAUUUGUAAACUCCUCUCAGUUUGAGUAUACUCCUCGCAGGCACCCAGGAAAAGAGAAUACAUCAGGGCUGUAUGACUCAGCACAUAAGCCUUUUACUAAGAUUACGAGGCUUUCUAGCAAGUUUAAACGCGAUAGAUCAAACCCGCUUGUAAACUCAGAUCAGGAUUUUUCCUUGGACAAAAACCAGACGCUGAACAAACCCAGAUACCAUGCUUUGAUAGAUAAAGAUGCUUUAGGGCCUCGUCAGAAGAUUGCUAGAUCUCCUAAGAUAAACACUGAGAGAAUUUUGAAGAAAAACGAGAUUAACGACCUUAACAAAACAGAUAUUUACUCAAUUCCUUACGAGUUUUGGGAGAAGAAAAGAUUCCUCUCAAACUGUAGCGAGUCCAAGGACUCACACACAACCGGAGGAGGGAAGGUAACUAUCGGCCAGACCUCUAAAGAGCUGAUGAAACAAAACAAUAUUUUGCAACAGAAAAAUGAAGAUCUAAAACUAACAGUCAAAAAGCUAAGAACUCAUAAUGCAUACUUAAAGUCUAACUAUGGAAAGCUGAAUAAAACAAAGAUAGAGCUCAACCACAGGCUUGAAAAGCUACAGAUAGAUUAUGACAAAGUCUCUAAGCAGCUUGCAGGGAAAAAGGCGGAAUUUGAUAAAAAGAUGAAUAAAUAAGCAGAAAGAGUUUGACUUGACAAUCAGUCAGGUUAUGCAACAGAUGGAAGAAGAGAUCCAAAGCCGUAGAAAAGCUGAGCUCCAAUUGAAAGAACUCCAUCAUGAAGUCAGUCUAGGAGUCAGCAAAGAUACUAAGAUCAGCAUGGAUUUUGUCAAGAAACUUCUUGAGUUACGUUGUGACUCAAAUGACAAGAAGGUUCUGAAUAAGUUAGUAAAGCUUGCUCAAGGAAAAGGAAAAUCCAAGAAUAGAAUAAACACGUUAGAAGAGCUAGAUCCCAUCAUUGGAAAUGAUAUCUCUGUGUGAAUUACUCCUAUUUAUGCCAAAGGAAAGAAUAAAUUGAGAAGAUUCAGAGAGAAGAACAGAAAUGAUAGAUCAUUGUCUUCGCUUCUAGGAGAAUCUAAGUCGUGGAAAGGAUUUAAAUGAGCAAAACCAACAGAAUCAUCAAUUAAAAGAAUGAAAAAAAGCACAAGCUCAAGAAAAUUAAAGAAAAAUAGGAGAAUAAUGAAUCGUAGAAAUUCACAAAAAUAACCUAAAUUCAACACAAAAUUAAUUUUUUGUACACUUCCAAAAAAGCCUGAGUCCAAAUCCUGAUUCUAUACCUUCCCCAUCCCCAAAACCCCUAAAAAUCGCAUAAAUCCAACCAAUCCAUUCCUCUCUAUCUCCCACCCCUUUUCCAAAAUUCCCAAUAUUUCAACACCUCC
Messenger RNA from Moneuplotes crassus, 1741 nucleotides. Lineage: Eukaryota; Ciliophora; Spirotrichea; Euplotida; Euplotidae. The record is from the annotation of a GenBank genome assembly.